Messenger RNA from Haliotis rubra (blacklip abalone), 2660 nucleotides. Its product is annotated as mucin-19-like. The transcript has 11 exons. The record is from RefSeq and is a predicted model, not a curated record. Bases 605 to 2335 code for a protein of 576 amino acids. NCBI's taxonomy places the organism in Eukaryota, Metazoa, Mollusca, Gastropoda, Lepetellida, Haliotidae.
CGGCGUCAAGGCAUUUCAUAUGUAGACUGUGGUGACGUUCAUCGACGUCGUUGUACCAAGGACUGGAUCAACCUGUUCUAUUGUGGGAGCCCGUGUCGUCGAUAUGCCGUCGAGGCAGUGUGCUUAGGGAUGCGUGGACGGAGAAGACAGAGUUGUCAACACAUCUGUGGGACAGGAAGCAGUGCUGAAGUCACCAUUACACGCUGUCACAAGAUGUCGGCAUUUUCUUUUGGAAUCUUUACAAUUCUGUUUGUGGUAAUAUUCAGGACAGUUGAAGGUGUAACGGAGACAGGGAUACUGAUGUUGGUACCGGCGGGCGGCGUGUAUGAUCCUAACCAACUUUGGGAUGCCGACAUCAGCACCCUGGUAGGGGUAAACGACUGCCUGGAUGACGAACUACUUCCUGUCACGGAUUUGGCUCUGAAAGGCACCUUCCGUAGCGAGCGGAUGUUCAACUUGAGCUCCUAUGUAGAUGUUACGAUGACUAUGCACGUAUACAACGACCUCGGCGAAGAGCUGUUGGCAACUGGUGACUGUCCAUACGCAGAUUAUAUAACAUGUCCUUUCUCUGGAUCAGUGGUGGCAACGACAGAAUAUACUGCGAAUGAUGGGUUUCGCCUUGAAUCCAAUAAUGAAUUCAGCCACGACGCUGUUGUCCAUCAUCAACCCACGUCACUACCUCAGUGACACGCUCAACGGGGUGGAGAUUAUCGUCUCUAGUGAUUCCACCUUCCAAGACAUGCCUAAUGCAGGAUACAUUGGUUGUUACACGAAACCGGCAGGCUCAGCGACCCAUACACUGACUGACACAAACAUCAUGAAAUGCUACGAAAAGUGCACGACAGCGUAUUUCGCACUUUCGGGGGCGUCUUGCUACUGUGUGGCCGACACUGGAGGGGCGCCAGACGAAAUCACCUCGACAUCGGAAAAUGACUGCGCAACACUUUGUGAUGGCGACAACGCGCAGCUCUGCGGCGGCACCACCGCCAGCAGCGUGUACAUCACGACAGAAUUUCAAUCUUUCGUCCAGUUUUACCAAGGUUUAAACGCCACAACCGAGAUAGGGAGUGUCUUCAUCAACAGCACAAAUCUUCAGACGUUCGAAACAACAGCGUUUGUGAGCGGCGCACUGGUUGUUGAGGAGGAAGAAUGUCAGCUGACCAACUUGUACUUUGACGUGAUGCCCCCCACGUACAACCUGAUGAUGUCUAGUUCCUGCUCCACGACCUCCGGGUUUCUCCAUGCCGUGCUUGACGGGAAAGGGGAGGUGGAGACGUUCAGCGCCAUUAAAAGUGGCUGUGUUAUACUGGAGCCCGGGGACAACAACUACACCUACCCCCGCGCCACCAUCUCCAUACUAGGGCCGACGGGUAACGUGGUCAGUGUUGGAGGAAUGUUCGUCAUCAGAGGGACGUGGACCAUUCCAGAAAGCUCAUCCUCCAUCUUGUCCUCGACUGUUGAGUCAUCUAUGUUAGAGUCAUCUAGUAUUGACAUGUCUACGUCUGCCGAGAUGUCAACCAUGGACUCAUCACCUAUAGACUCCAGCCCCAUGAUGUCUACCUCGAUGGACAUGUCUUCAACUGCACCGGACAUACCUGCUACCAGCAGUGAUAACGCCGCCCAGACGACGAUCAACCCCACAGCAACAGCGGGCGCAACAGCUGGUGCAACUCCUGAUGGUGGAAGCACAGCUGGUGGAACAGCUGGGGAUACAGCCAGUGGGACAAUGGGUGCGACGGCAGGUGCGACGCCAGGAGCUACUGCAAGUAUGACACCGAGUGCAACCACGGGAGCAACAGCAGGUGCAACUGCAGGUGCAACAGCAGGUGCGACGACGGGAGCAACAGCAGGUGCGACCGCAGGUGCGACAGCGGGUGCGACGACGGGAGCUACAGCAGGACCUACAUCCAGUGCUACUGUUGGUUCCGGGGGUGGAACAACAACAACUAGCCCCGGAGGCGGUACAGGGGGAAGGCCAACCAGCUCUGGUCCAGUGGUAUUUUACAGCAAAGACGGGCGUUUGAUCUACGAAGCAUGUACAUGCCGUUGUAAGCCACCUCCGCUGAAGCCGAAUCAGACUCCAUUGGAGGCGGCAGUCGAGAGAGCCGAGAAGGUGUCGGAGGAGCUUCACGUGGACACCAAGAACCUGUCCGCCACUAUCAGGAAGAAGGAGAGCGCUUCCGAUGAACGGCAGUCAGCUUCAGCAGGUGGUUAUGCCGCCUGCAUUCUGUUGAGUUUAAUUGGAGUCACCUUUAUACUACUUGACGCUCUUUCCAUCAUGACACACCUACAUCUCCUCAAGUCCAACGUCAGCUCCUUCUUUGGCAAGGCGUGAAGCAGUAUAUGUUUGUGAUGUGGAUUUGUGAUUUGUGGUAAACCGUUGUUCGACGACUAAUUGAACUCAAGAGAGCACAAUACAGGUUGUUGUGUUGUGUUGUGGUGGUGUUAUUGGUGAGAACUGUCUAUUUUGAAAGUUUCAAGGCCUUUAAUGUACAGAUUGUGAUUGUAAAUAUAUUUUUAUAAAUCAGGCUGAUACAAGUAUGAGGUCAGAAGUUUACAGAAGUCCAAUGUAUGGCAAGCAGUAAUCACAUUUAUUAAGACAUUACUGAUGUCGUCAACUCUUUUUAAGAUGUCCUGAAAUAAAUUCAAGAUACCUGGAA